Molecule: messenger RNA, 2382 nt
Organism: Manduca sexta (tobacco hornworm)
Lineage: Eukaryota; Metazoa; Arthropoda; Insecta; Lepidoptera; Sphingidae
Product: fatty-acid amide hydrolase 2-B
Exons: 6
Coding region: 174-1763 (529 amino acids)
Source: RefSeq, a predicted model, not a curated record
UCGAACAGUCUGCCGUGUGUACUUUGUGACAUCGGCCUUGUGCUAGUAACUUGCCAGAAAACGUCGCUUUACCAUCAUUUGAUAACUCGUCUCUGGAGGACUAUUUUUAAUGUUUAUAUCUCGUGUCAGUGCCGUGAAUAUUUUUAUCAAAAGACUUUAAUUUAAACUACAUCAUGAAUGCAACAGAGAUAACAUAUAGGCCGAUUAGCCUGAAACUUAAAGUUAUGCACGUAGUGAGAUUAACUGUCGCAGCCAUAGCGAGGUUGUUCUUCAGAUUGUACUACGGAAAUGAAGGUGAAAAAGUUCCCCCUAUUACCGAUGACAUAUUGAAGGAACCGGCUAUUGAAGUAGCAAAGAAAAUACGCAACAAAGAGAUUACAAGUGUCGAGGUACUAGAAGCAUGUAUUAGACGAAUAAAAAAUGUCAACUCGAUCCUCAAUUGUUUUGUCGAAGACCGGUUCGAGCUGGCUAUGAAGGAAGCCAGAGAGGCCGAUGAACUCAUACGCAGUGGGACUAAGACUAGCGAACAAUUGGCCAGUGAAAAACCUUUCCUCGGUGUGCCAUUCACGACCAAAGACUGCAUCAGUGUGAAAGGUCUCCACCAAACGGCUGGUGUUGUGCUACGUAAGGAUUUUAUAGCUGAAGAGGAUGCUAAGGCCAUAAGUCUUGUAAAGGAAAAGGGAGCUAUAAUAAUAGGGCUCACUAAUGUCCCUGAACUUUGUAUGUGGUGGGAGACGCACAAUCAUAUAUUUGGACGAACUAAUAAUCCGUAUAAUACCACUAGAAUUGUCGGUGGGUCUUCGGGCGGCGAAGCUUGCUUGCAAGCGGUCGGUGGUAGCUGUUUUGGUAUUGGUUCCGACAUAGGUGGAUCAAUCCGAAUGCCAGCAUAUUUCAAUGGAAUAUUUGGACACAAACCUUCUAAGUUUGUAGUAUCCAAUCAUGGACAGUAUCCUAGUCCAGAAUCCGAAUUACAUGAUUCUUUCCUAAGUAUUGGCCCCAUGACAAGAUUUGCAGUAGAUUUAAAACCUAUAUUGAAAAUACUAUCAGGUGAAAAUGCAAGUAAAUUAAAUUUGGAUGAGCCAGUUGACAUUCAGAAAAUAAAAUUCUUCUAUCAAAUUUCUAAUGAUGCACCAACCGUGGAUGCUGUUGAUGUAGAUAUAAUAACUGCAAUGAAAACAGUGGUAGAAUAUUUAAAGGUGCAACAUCAAAUCACCGCAGAAGAAAAAAAAAUUAAGCAACUUCAAAAAUCCAUUGCUAUAUGGCUAUCAACAAUGAAAUCCGAAAAAUUAUUUGGAGAAUUCAUAAUGACAAAGGACACUGUAGCAUUAAUCUUACUUGAAACGGUGAAGAAUCUCUUUGGACUUUCUGGUAAUACUUUCAUCGGGCUUGUUACUUCAUUGAUUGAUCACGGUGGAGUAUCAGUUGGUGACGAAAGAUACCAUCAUUACUUAAAAUCGCGAGAAAAUUUAGAAAAAACUUUUACAGACAUGCUUGGAGACAAUGGAGUGUUCUUGUAUCCAACUCAUCCGACUCCAGCUCCCUACCAUAAUGAACCAAUAGUUAAACCAUUUAAUUUUAGUUAUACUGCAAUUAUAAACUCUCUUGGUUUACCUGCUACGACUAUACCUUUAGGACUUAGUAAGGAAGGACUUCCAAUAGGAUUGCAAGUAGUAGCAAAUCACAAUCAAGACAGAUUAUGCUUAGCAGUUGCAGAAGAGUUAGAAAAAGCUUUCGGAGGGUGGAUUGAACCUCAAAAAGCAUAAUAAUCAAUAAAAUCAUAAAAGAUUUGAGUGUCGUAAUGCUGUGUACACCAGCUUAUGUUCGUAACUAUGCGCGUUCUUGUAAUAACUAAUUUCAGCGAUAUUCAUACAAUGUCCAAAAAAUGUUUCUACUAUCUUUGGGUUAGACAUUAUUGUAGAACGGACUGCCAAGACUAAUGGCCGCAGGUUCAAAACCCAAGGGCACACACCUCUGACUUUUCUAAAAUUAUUUGUGUAUUCUUUGUGAAAUAUGGCUUGCUUUAACGGUGAAUUAAAACAUCGUGAGGAAACGUGCACACCUGAGAUGUUCUCUGUAGGUAUUUGGAAGGUGUGUGAAGUCUACGAAUCCGCACUAGGCCAGCGUAGUAGACUUAAGGCCUAAUCCCUCUCAGUAGUAGAGAAGGCCUGUGCCCAACAGUGGGACAGUAUAUAAUACAGGGCUGAUAUUAUAGUCCAUAAACAAGAACAAACUUUACUAAAAUUAUUUUUGAUGCAAGUAUCUAACCACCUCUAGGGGACACCAUUAUACAGGUUAUUUUGUAUUUAUAUUUAUAAGAAGAGAUACAUAUAAAUGUAUAAUAUUGUAUUUUUGAUUAUUUUGAAUACACACUUUGUAAGUAAA